GCGGAGCCAGCAGUAGGUGGAAGCGGAUUAGGCUCAGGGAGUGGGCGGGGCGGGAAAAGUUCCGGGAAGGCUGGUUAUCGCUCCCGCAGCCUAGAGAAGUUGGAGACGCCCAAGUCCCCACGGAAGGCCCACAGCUAUGUCGUCUGGGGACGCAAGGUCUGGUAGACAGGACGAGGCCCCGAGCGCGGCCUCAGCGCUCUGUGGCCUGUACCACGAGGCAGGCCAGCAACUACAGCUCCUGAAGGAUCAGCUGGCCGCGCGUGACGCCCUUAUCGCGAGCCUCCGCACCCGCCUCGCGGCUCUGGAAGGGCACACGGCACCAUCACUUGUGGACGCACUUCUGGAUCAGGUGGAGCGCUUCCGUGAGCAGCUGCGGCGACAGGAGGAUGGUGCCUCGGAGUCCCAACUGCGGCAGGAAGUUGAAAGACUUACUGAGCGUCUCGAAGAAAAAGAGAGGGAGAUGCAGCAGCUGAUGAGUCAGCCUCAACAUGAGCAAGAGAAGGAGGUGGUCUUGCUUCGGAGAAGUGUGGUAGAGAAGGAAAAAGCCAGGGCGGCCAGUGACAUUCUGUGCCGCUCCUUGACUGAUGAGACCCACCAACUGCGCAGGACAUUGGCUGCCACUGCCCACAUGUGCCAACAUCUGGCCAAAUGUCUGGAUGAGCGACAACGUGUGCAGGGAGACGCUGGGGAGAAAAGCCCUGCUGAGCUAGAGCAUACAAGCAGGGAUGCCUCUGGCCAGAGUGUUAUUAAGAAGUUACAGGAAGAAAAUCGACUGUUAAAACAGAAGGUGAUUCAUGUGGAAGACCUCAAUGCCAAGUGGCAGCGUUAUGAUGCAAGUAGGGAUGAAUACGUGAAGGGGUUACACGCACAGCUGAAGAGGCGGCAGGUUCCUCUGGAGCCUGAACUCAUGAAGAAGGAGAUUUCCCGGCUUAACAGACAGUUGGAGGAGAAAAUAAGUGACUGUGCCGAAGCAAAACAGGAGCUGGCAGCCGUGAAGAUGGCCCGGGACACUGCGCUGGAGCGAGUGCAGAUGCUGGAGCAGCAGAUUCUUGCUUACAAGGAUGACUUCAAAUCAGAAAGGGCAGAUCGGGAACGAGCUCAUAGUAGGAUUCAGGAGCUGGAGGAAAAGGUCAUGUCCUUGAUGUACCAAGUUUCCCAGAGACAGGACUCCCGGGAGCCAGGACCCUGUCGGAUUCAUACGGGGAGCAAAACUGCCAAGUACUUAGAGAUGGAUGCACUGGAGCAUGUGGCACCAGGCGGCUGGAGGCCUGAGUCUAGGUCCCAACAGAUGGAACCUUCUGCAGAGGGUGGGCAUGUCUGUACAACCCAGAGAGGUCAGGGUGACCUUCAGUGUCCUCAUUGCCUGCGGUGUUUCAGUGAUGAGCAAGGCGAGGCAUUCCUCAGGCACCUUUCUGAGUGCUGCCAAUGAGCCAGAGACACCAUGCCUGUGUGACCCAUGACCAGCAACUCAGUGUGUUGCAUUCUCCUGAGAUCUAGGGCCCAAAUGGGCAGGGUCACUGGUCAGAGGGAACUAUUGACAGAGCAGGAGGAAGAGAUGGGGUCAGGGGCAUCAAGCUGGAUGCUUGUGGAGCAUCUCAUGCGGAAUCUGGACCGAGCUGUCAAUUCAAAGCUGCAAGCUAUCUGUUGUGGGAGUGUUCUGACUUGCUUGCACCUAGAGUUGUGCUACUUGCUGGAAGGGGAAGUUGCUGUGGGAGCAGUGUGUCCUCUCUCCAGGGUGGUAGCUCCAUCCUGUUGAGUAGUGAGGUAGGUGUCUUAUUCCCUGACUGGUCUGUGAGCACUACAGUUACAUGGUACACUAGAACCUUCCCAAACACAGCAGAGCCACACAGCUGUAUCCAGUACCAUCACCUUGCAAGAACACUUGUAUUUCCAAAGGGAAUGCACCUUUAUUUCCUAAUCAUUUACUUUUAUAAUAAAUGGAUUUACUACUGUGC
Molecule: messenger RNA, 1955 nt
Organism: Rattus rattus (black rat)
Lineage: Eukaryota; Metazoa; Chordata; Mammalia; Rodentia; Muridae
Gene: Tnip2
Product: TNFAIP3 interacting protein 2
Exons: 6
Coding region: 137-1429 (430 amino acids)
Biological process (GO): cellular response to lipopolysaccharide; regulation of transcription by RNA polymerase II
Molecular function (GO): K63-linked polyubiquitin modification-dependent protein binding
Source: RefSeq, a predicted model, not a curated record